UUCAUUCACAACUCCUACCAUCGCCGUAAUGUUGCUGUCUUGGCUGAGGAAAUUUCGGCCGUCGUCCCAUUCGGCCAAAUUCAUCCUCAUUCCGGCAGCCAAUUACACAAGCAACCAGCGUUUGGCAGAAGUCGGCAAGUUUGAGUCACCUAAGCUGAGCGGAAAGUACGAGACUGGGCAGCUGUUCUUGCACCGUGUGUUCGGCUACAGAGGAGUGGUACUUUUCCCCUGGCUGGCUAGGGUUUACGACAGAGAUGUUCCUAAUAAAAAAGAAUCAAAACCCAUUGAAGAAUCCCUAAAUUAUAAUCAAGUUGGCAAGGAGGUGAAAGGAAGAGCCCACACAUACUACCAAGUGCUAAUAGACUCGAGAGACUGUCCGUAUAUCCGAGCUCAGACUGAAGCAGUAACUUUCCUCGGCAACCAAGAUAAUGGGAGAACGUUGUAUGCUGUCCCAGGCUUAGAUUAUAUUGCACACGAAGAUGUCAUGCCAUAUAUUGCUGGGGAUAAACGACCCAUUAGACACGACCUAUUCGACAAGUUCCUUGUUCACACUCCAGAAAAAGAUCCUCCAUUUGGUGCUCGAGAAACCCUCAAAGCAUGGCAGGAGCGCAAUCACCCCUGGUUAGAGCUCUCAGACGUGCAUAAGGAGACAACAGAAAAUAUCAGGGUCACUGUUAUCCCCUUUUACAUGGGGUGUCGGGAGUCACAAAAUGCUAAUGUUUACUGGUGGCGUUACUGCAUCCGCUUAGAGAAUCUAGGAGAUCUAACAGUCCAAUUGCGUGAAAGACACUGGAGGAUCUUCAGUCUCUCAGGAACCCUGGAAACCGUAAGAGGUAGAGGUGUAGUAGGCCAAGAACCCGUGCUUUCCAGACAACAACCUGCAUUUCAGUAUUCGUCACAUGUGUCGCUGCAGGCACCUUCGGGACACAUGUGGGGGACCUUCAGGAUGGAGAGAGAAGAUGGAUUCACGUUUGACUGCCGCAUCCCACCUUUCUCUUUGGAGAGCAAACAAGAGGAUACGUCUCAGCCAACGAGUGUAAUAUAGUGAACAAAAUUUAUAAUCCCUCAGUUCCAGUUCUUGUGGAUGUGCAGAGGGCGAUCUAAGUGACAUAGAUUGUGAUACAACUUUAGAGCUUUUAAUUUAUUUAUGGUUAGCCUAUGGCCUGAAGCUCGGUCUUUUAUUCAUGUUCUGAAUGGGGCAAAAAGCUUCGAGAUUUGACCAUGUAUUGUUUUUUUUUACAAUCAGUCACACAUUCAGUUUGUAAAAUAAUUUCUUUCUUCCCUGUAAAUAUACUCUAUUUAUAAUGCUCCAUAAUAAUUUGGGAAAUUUGGAUAUUCAUUAUUAAAGUUCUUUUGGGUCAUAUUUUGGUCACCAAACGUUAUUCAUUAUAUCUUUCAUGAUUAUCAAUUACACACCAGACAAAUUGUUUUAUUAACAUUUAUAUUCUCAUUUACAAAAUGUAAAUCCUAUGUUCGAUUUUUAAAGAAUAGUGGUUGUAUUAUUUUGAUAAUAAAAGAAAACAAAAUGGUAUAAUGGUCUGUGGUGAUUUAAAAACCCAUGCUGUUAUUGAAAAUUCUACAUAAGGAUAACUUUGAGUUGAUGUCAGGCCACAAAUAGAUUGCCUUGCAGUUUUGCUGUGUGUAUAGUAUGUUCUCUCAGUAAGGAAAGUUGUUUUUCCAUCUUUUUAAAAACUCAUUACAAUGAAUACUAAAGACCUCAUGAUGGUAUGAAAAGUAAUUAACCCCAGAGCAUCCGCAACAGUUAAUAACAAUAUUUUGUGCCAUAUAAUGUAGGAUAUCUGUCAGUUUUAUUUAUUUCUUUAUAAUUAUGACUUUUUUUCCAAAACCUGUGCACCUUAGAGUGGAUUCAGACAGUGCUUUUCUUAUCCAGGUUGAAAUCGACCAAAUUUGGACCAAUUAAUUAAAGAUGAUUGCCACUGAAUUAUUUUACUUAAUGAGGGAAAAUUGUAACAUGGUGGUGUUAUUAGAUUCUCAUUGCUGUUACCAGUUAGAAGCAAUUUGGAAAUAACUUUUCAGGGUUAAUAGCUUUUGCUAUAAAUGAAGUUGCGCACACACACACACACACACACACACACACACACACACACACACACACACACACACACACACACACAAACACAAACACACACACACACACACACACACACACACA
Penaeus indicus is the source of this 2173-nucleotide messenger RNA. It is a transcript of the gene POLDIP2, whose product is annotated as polymerase delta-interacting protein 2-like. Gene Ontology annotation, cellular component: mitochondrial nucleoid; nucleus. Gene Ontology annotation, molecular function: DNA binding. Gene Ontology annotation, biological process: error-free translesion synthesis. The transcript is spliced from 7 exons. The record is from RefSeq and is a predicted model, not a curated record. Bases 29 to 1045 code for a protein of 338 amino acids. NCBI's taxonomy places the organism in Eukaryota, Metazoa, Arthropoda, Malacostraca, Decapoda, Penaeidae.